GUUUCUGAAGUCGACACCUUUUUGAUUAUUCCGUCUCUAUACCUCGUAUUGAUUGUAAUGUAUUCCACGACGGCGGCGACGGCGGCGCGAAAUUGAAAAACUACCUUCCAAUUUUCGAACCCCACAAUUUCGACCUGUUUACUGUCGGCUUAUAGGAUUCGUUGUCCUAUUCUCGCCCAUGAAUCCGUGAAGGCAUCUCGCGUCUAUAGACAUCAGCCCAAACGGCGGUCUUCCUUUAAAGAUAGGUCGUACGUCCGUAGCGAUCUCGAAAUCUUCCUGCGCGCGCUCUCAUCAGCGUGUCGCCCCCAUUUUCCGAAUGUUACCCUCAUAUGCAUCUUCGACCGGUUCUAAGAUGAUGUCCCGGCAUCAUUCCACCGGAAUCUCCAAUGGCUACCCGCGGAACAAUACCUUCGAUAUCUCCCCUCACAGAUUCCAACCGCGCGCCGCGACACCUGCAGCUCGUCGACGGAAAAACCUCCUAACGCGGCUGGGUAUAAUCGCUUUCGUCGUCUUUUUGAUUUGGCUGUUCAUCUCAUCGGGAAGCGGAGUAUUUACGUCAAUCUUUUCACUAGGUCUCAUAAGUACAAGUAGCGAUGUUUUGAUGGAUACUGUCCGAUAUUACGACCUGUCGAAUGUUCAGGGAACUGCUCGCGGCUGGGAAAGAGAGGAACGCAUUCUCAUGUGCGUGCCUCUACGAGACGCCGAACCACAUCUCAACAUGAUGUUCUCACAUCUUCGCAACUUUACAUACCCUCACCACCUUGUCGACCUUGCUUUCCUCGUUUCCGACUCGAAAGACAGAACAUUGGAAGUACUUGUCGAGAAGCUCGAGGAAUUACAAGCUGCAGAAGACCCGAAACAACCUUACGGAGAAAUAUCAAUCAUCGAAAAAGACUUUGGUCAGAAGGUCAACCAAGAUGUGGAGAGUCGGCACGGAUUUGCGGCACAGGCAAGUCGCCGAAAGCUGAUGGCCCAAGCGCGUAAUUGGCUGUUAAGCGCAACCCUUCGGCCGUAUCAUUCAUGGGUUUAUUGGAGAGACGUCGAUGUCGAGACAGCACCAUUUACUAUUCUAGAGGACUUGAUGCGUCACAACAAGGAUGUCAUUGUUCCAAAUGUUUGGCGACCACUUCCUGACUGGCUUGGGGGCGAGCAACCAUAUGACUUGAACUCGUGGCAGGAGUCUGAAACAGCGCUUGCGCUUGCAGAUACCCUAGACGAAGAUGCUGUGAUUGUAGAGGGAUACGCCGAGUACGCUACAUGGCGGCCUCACCUUGCCUACCUCCGUGACCCAUACGGUGAUCCAGAUAUGGAAAUGGAAAUUGAUGGCGUCGGAGGUGUUAGUAUUCUCGCUAAGGCGAGAGUAUUCAGAUCGGGUGUCCAUUUCCCGGCCUUCAGUUUUGAAAAACACGCUGAAACCGAAGGCUUUGGCAAGAUGGCUAAACGCAUGCAAUUUUCUGUUGUCGGACUUCCUCAUUACACGAUCUGGCAUUUGUACGAACCCAGUGUGGAUGAUAUUAAACAUAUGGAGGAGAUGGAGGCUGAGCGUCAAGCUAAGGAGGCUGAAGAAAAGGCCAAACAAGACCGGGAGAAGAAGGUAAAGGAGCAGUUCAGUGACGCCAAUGCUCAAUGGGAACAAGACAAGUCCGGUAUACAGAACUUGGCUAAGGAGGCUCAAAAAGAACAGAAAGAGCAAAAAGUCGAGUCCAAGGUGGAAGAUUCAAGUCAAGAUUCCAAAAAGCCAGCUGAUAAUAAGGUUGAAGAGCAGCCUAAGAACAACCAAUUUAGGGUAGCGGCCUAGAGUAGAGAGCGAUCUCUAGGAUAUAAUUACGGGUAUAGCCUUCGAUUGCACUUAUGUUCUUUGCCGCAAUGCCGGACUUGUUGUCCAUGAGCACAGGAAGAUAUAAAAAAAAUCGGGUUGGACCAAGGGGAAGGGUAGGCGUGCACACAUUUGAUCAAAUAUGGUCGUGUACAAUACGAGGACCAUGGUGAGGAUCAUGGCACGGCGUUUCUGGUAGUGUCGACGCAUGAUUACGAAGCAUGGAAGUUUUUAUUUUGAACUGGGCGUGGCAAUGGAGUUGCGUUGUUAAUUGUAUAGACCGGCCUCGAGGCUACAUUACUAGUAGAUAUUUUGUUCCACCUAUGUCCUGGCGAUUUCGUUUCUUGACGAGCUAGCUAUCUAGAUGUAACUAAUAUCUUCGGUUUGAUUUCACGUUUAUGGUAUAAGUGAUGAAGAAACAUCCAUGAAUGGAUUAUUGAAUUAUUAUUAAA
Molecule: messenger RNA, 2268 nt
Organism: Annulohypoxylon truncatum
Lineage: Eukaryota; Fungi; Ascomycota; Sordariomycetes; Xylariales; Hypoxylaceae
Product: glycosyltransferase family 62 protein
Exons: 5
Coding region: 317-1798 (493 amino acids)
Biological process (GO): cell wall mannoprotein biosynthetic process; protein N-linked glycosylation
Cellular component (GO): mannan polymerase complex
Molecular function (GO): alpha-1,6-mannosyltransferase activity
Source: RefSeq, a predicted model, not a curated record